Ilyonectria robusta is the source of this 3081-nucleotide messenger RNA. Its product is annotated as UV-endonuclease UvdE-domain-containing protein. The record is from RefSeq and is a predicted model, not a curated record. The coding region runs from base 1 to 3081 and encodes 1026 amino acids. Gene Ontology annotation, biological process: mitochondrial DNA repair; response to UV; peptidyl-lysine methylation. Gene Ontology annotation, cellular component: nucleus; mitochondrion. The transcript is spliced from 6 exons. Gene Ontology annotation, molecular function: endonuclease activity; protein binding; protein-lysine N-methyltransferase activity. Lineage: Eukaryota; Fungi; Ascomycota; Sordariomycetes; Hypocreales; Nectriaceae.
AUGCCGUCCAAACGAAAACGAACGGGAGAACAACCACCACCGCCAUAUUGCGAUGGCCCUCGAAGAAGUGCGAGGAAUGAAAAGGGGCCAUCGUCCACGAGCGAUGAAGCAAGCGAAACCUCUCGCAUGGAUGUCGACCCAAUGAUCCGGGCGCAGCCCAUGGGACUCUGGGAGACCAAGGAAGGUGUCCAGCAGGCCAGGCGGGAGUUGAGCGAGAUGGAGCACAGGUUUCAGAGCUUAGUUAGGAGACAACGACUCGCCGUCCAGAACUCGGAUCUGAAGGCCGACCCCUUGUCCAAGCAGGUCAGCUUGAAGCCUGCGCCAUACUUGCCCGAACGAGACGUACUGCAUGGGAAGUCCGAAGGCGAGCCGCGAUCUACCGAGCAGGCUCCGUUGGAUGGUUACGAAGCAGAUCUCGCCGCAGGCGAUGUAGAUUCUGCAUUGGAGGAAGAUUGUGUUGGGAAGGGUGCUACAAGACCUCCCCCUCUCAACAGUGGUAGACUCCCUCUACCGUGGACGGGGCGUUUAGGCUAUGCCUGCCUCAAUACAUAUCUACGGGUCGCAAAUCCUCCAGUUUUCUCGUCUAGGACCUGUCGCAUAUCCACAAUUCUCGAUCAUUGCUACCCGCUAAGGGAUCCCUCGCAACCCGAACACGCAACCAAGAACCGACGGGACAAAAGCCGGACCCCUGAUAUCGAACGAGGUCGGAGACACUUGCAAGAAUUAGGGUUGGCGAAUGCAAGGGACAUCGUCAAAAUGCUUCGGUGGAACGAAAAAUACGGCAUCAAAUUUAUGCGACUCAGCAGCGAGAUGUUCCCGUUUGCAAGCCACCGAGAGUACGGCUACGAGUUGGCACCGUUCGCCUCAGAAACGCUUGCUGAAGCAGGCAGGGUCGCGGCCGAGUUGGGGCAUCGACUGACGACGCACCCAGGCCAAUUCACCCAAAUUGGGAGUCCGAGAGAUGAAGUCGUUGAGGCAGCUAUCCGCGACCUCGAAUAUCAUAACGAGAUGCUCACCCUUCUCAAGCUUCCCGAGCAGACAAACCGCGAUGCCGUCAUGAUCGUACACAUGGGUGGGACUUACGGUGACAAGGCUGCGACCCUGGACAGAUUCCGAGAGAAUUACGCGGGGCUGUCUGAUGGCGUCAAGCGGCGUCUUGUCUUGGAAAAUGACGAUGUGGCAUGGAGCGUCCAUGACCUGCUGCCGAUUUGUGAGGAGUUGAAUAUACCUCUGGUAUUGGAUUUCCACCACCACAACAUCGUGUUCGAUCCAUGCAUGCACGAAGGUACGCUCGAAAUUAUCAAUCUCUUUGACCGUAUCAAGAAGACAUGGACAAGAAAGUCCAUUCGGCAGAAGAUGCACUACAGCGAACCGACCCGUGGGGCUGUCACACCCCAUGAGCGCCGCAAACAUUCCGCUCGAGUCAAGACGCUCCCACCCUGCGUUCAAGACAUGGAUCUCAUGAUCGAGGCCAAGGACAAAGAGCAGGCAGUCUUUGAGCUGAUGCGGACGUUCAAGCUCCCAGGCUGGGAUAAAUUCAACGACAUUGUGCCGUAUGAACGAGAAGACGAGCCGCGAAAGGCGAUCAAGAAGAAGCCCAAAAGGGGGAAGAGGAAAUCUUCCGGGUCCGGCGAAGAGUGCGAGGACGAUAUUGAAGUCCCGGAGAGGAUUAUGACCUCUGAGGACGAGAAAUUUCUCCAGUGGUUCCAGUCCCUGCCUGGAGCGACCUUUUCCGAUGCCAUCAGGAUUGUCGACCUUCGGGAUCGGAAUGCUGGCCGUGGUAUAAUUGCUACUCAAGACAUUGCUCCAGAGACGACCCUCUUCACCAUCCCCAGAAAGGGCAUCAUCAACAUCGAAACCUCUGAGCUGCCUAAGAAGCUUCCCGAUGUCUUUGACCUUGAUGGUCAGAUGGUUGAUGAUGAUGAAGACGCCGUGCCGCCUAUGGACUCAUGGAGCUCCCUCAUCCUUGUCAUGAUCUAUGAGUAUCUCCAAGGCGACAAGUCUUCCUGGAAGCCUUACUUCGAUGUCCUGCCUUCCGCUUUCGAUACUCCCAUGUUCUGGUCGGAAGAGGAGCUGGGUCAGCUUCAGUCAAGCCACAUGCGAUCGAAGAUUGGCAAGGCUAGCGCCGAGGAGAUGUUCCGAGGAAGACUCUUGCCCAUCAUUCGCAAGAACGCCGGCCUCUUCCCGUCUAGCGAGUCUAAGAGCGACGAGGAACUCGUUGAGGUGGCGCACAAGAUGGGAAGCACCAUCAUGGCUUAUGCUUUUGAUCUGGAGAAGGAUGAAGAGGCAGAGGAGGAUGAAACUGAUGGCUGGGUCGAGGACCGGGACGGAAAAUCUCUGAUGGGAAUGGUUCCAAUGGCCGAUAUCCUUAAUGCCGAUGCGGAGUUCAACGCCCAUGUAAACCACGAGGAGGAGAGUCUCAGUGUGACCAGCCUGCGACCUAUCAAGGCCGGCGAAGAGAUCCUCAACUACUAUGGCCCGCACCCUAACUCCGAGCUCCUCAGACGAUACGGCUACGUCACAGAGAGACAUUCUCGCUAUGAUGUGGUAGAGAUUCCAUGGGAUGUUGUGGAGUCGGCUAUAACCACCCAUUUUGGGAUACCGAGCACUACCCUGGACAAGCUGCGCAACGAGCUUGAAGAAGAGGAGGAGUUUGAGGAUACUUUCGUGCUGGAGCGUGAGACUGGCGAGGUCAACUCGGAUGGCACCUUUUCUGGUCCCGCUGCCUUUGAGGGCAUGCCGGAAGAUCUGCAGCAACAGUUAAAGACCUUCUUGAAGGGCGUAAAAAAAGCACAGCCUGACGCGAUCCCGGACAAGCGGAAGCGUGACGAGAUCCAACAAACUGUGCAGGCCAAGACGCUGGAGUCUCUCGUUUCCAGGUACCCGACGAGCAUUUUUGAGGACGAGCUGCUACUGAAGAACAAGGACCUCGGCCGUCGUGCCCGGAUGGCUGUCGAGGUUAGAUUGGGGGAGAAAAAGCUGCUCCGUGAGGCCAUUACGGCGCUUUCCUCGGACGGAGACGUGGAAAUGACACUCGAUGAGGAAUCUGGGCCGUCAAAACGGGCCAAACGGUCCAGUUGA